Messenger RNA from Blepharisma stoltei, 2829 nucleotides. NCBI's taxonomy places the organism in Eukaryota, Ciliophora, Heterotrichea, Heterotrichida, Blepharismidae. The record is from the annotation of a GenBank genome assembly.
AUGCUUAUUCAGGGUUCAAGAGACUCUGAAAUUUGUGGGAAAAUUGUUUUUAAAAAUGUAAAGUUCAGCUAUCCUUCAACUCCGAACUCAGAAAUACUAAAAGGACUGAGUUUUGAGCUUAAGCCGGGACAAAAAUUAGGAGUUGUAGGAAGCACUGGUUCAGGGAAAAGUACAAUAAUUCAACUAUUAUUAAGAUUUUACGAACCAACUUCUGGCAGUAUCAUGAUUGACGACCAUGAUAUUAGAGAAUAUUCAAUCAGCUACUUAAGAGAGCAUAUUGGAAUUGUAAGUCAAGAACCAUUAUUAUUUAACACUACCAUUUAUGAAAAUAUAAGAUAUGGAAAAUUAAGCGCAAAAGAGGAAGAAAUUCAUAUUGCUGCUCAAAAGGCUGGUGCUCAUAAUUUUAUUAAAAAAUUGCCUUUGAAAUACCAAACUCCAGCUGGAUCAAAAGGCUCACAGCUUUCUGGAGGCCAAAAGCAAAGAAUAGCAAUUGCCAGAGCUAUUGUGAGGAAUCCGAAAAUUCUUUUAUUAGAUGAAGCUACAAGUGCAUUAGAUCGGCAAACAGAGCAAGCUGUUGUAGAAGAUAUUGAUAAAGCCUUACCAAAAAGCACAAAAAUUACAAUAGCGCAAAAUUUAGCCACAAUAAAAGACUCAACUUAUAUUAUUAUGAUAGACCAAGGUGUUUCUUCAGAGUUUGGAACACAUAAAGAACUUAUGAAGAAUAAAUCAAAGUACUAUCAUCUUGUAAAAAUGCAAAAAAUUCAACGGAAAAAUAGAGACGAUGAGCAAAAUAAAGAAGUAUCUAAUGGCUUCGAUGGAAAUAGAUUGAUCAAAGGAGAGGAAGGAAAAGUCACGCCGGAAGAGACUGAAAAUAUAAGGAAGAAAAUGCUACAUUUUUCGCAAAGUGAAAAACGGUGGCUUUAUUUUGGCAUUUUAGGGUCUCUUUUUGUUGCAUCAUCUUAUCCAAUUUCAGGUAUGCUAAAUGGGAAACAAAUUUUUGUUUUAUCUGAGGAAAAUGAUGACAUGCUAGCUCCUCCCUUUAGAUACUUUUAGCAUUCUAUCUUAACAAAAAUUAUUAAAAUUGUUUUUCAGAUUUUUUUAAAAAAACAAAAUUAAGAUAUAUUUUAAAAUGUAGGUGAUUAACAAUCUAAUAUAUAAAAUUAAUUUAUAUGGAAAAAUAUUCAUAUAAAAAAUUUUUGCUCGCCCUAGGGUUAAUUUUUAAAGAUAGAAUUUUCCAAUAGUUUGUUUUGCUCUUUAAGAAGGGUAAGCAAAAGUGCAGAAUAUGGAGGAUGGAUUUGCUUCCUUGCCUUAUUUGUGGCUAUAGGAUUAAUUAUGCAAAGCAUCAAUUACCCAAAAAUGAGUUCAAAUAUUACCGCUAAAAUGAGAGAAGAAAGCUUUAAAGCACUGCUUAAAUAUGAAGCAGCAUUUUUUGAUUUACCUGAAAAUAAUUGUAGCGCUCUUUCCGCAAGACUUUGCAAUGAUUGUGAAAAAGUUAAUGGAUUGAGCGGAAGCAUGAUAGGAAUUAUAAUAAGUAUAGUUGCUGCUUUAUUAGUUGCACAUGGAGUUGCUGCUGCUUACUCAUGAAGAAUGAGCUUAAUUUUUCUAUCAGUGCUUCCCGUUAUUUCUAUCGCAAUUUUCGCAUCCUAUUUUGCACAAGAAGUAGGUGUCGUUAAAUACAACUAUGAACCAUGCACUGCUAUAGCUGCAGACGCUAUCAUGAACUAUAGAACAGCAAAAGCAUUUAAUUUGGAAAAAGUCAUGCUGGAAAAAUAUCUAGAGCCUGCUAAAGCUGAAUUUGCAAGCUUACAGCAAAAAGCCCAGGUAUCAGGCUUUACAUAUGGGCUAGGAUUCGGGGCUCUUUUUUGUGUUUAUGCACUGCUUUACUGAUACGGAGCCAAGCUCGUCCUUGACGGAGUCGAUACAUAUAAAGACAUGAUUAUUUCGCUUAUUACUUGUCAAUUUGGCUCAGAUUCUUUUCUUAUUGCAGGAGUUUAUAUGCCAGAUAUUAAAAAUGGAAUUGAGGCUGCAAAAAGACUGUUUAAAAUUCUGGAAUAUCAACCUACAAUAAAUGUAAACAGCAAAGAUGGAGAAAAGAAAGAAAUUAAGGGUAAAAUUGAGUUUAAAGAUGUUACUUUUUGCUAUCCCAAUCGAAAUUAUAUGGCUUUGAAAUCCCUGAGUUUUGAGAUCAAAACUGGAACUCACUUUGCUGUGAUUGGGAGGACAGGAUCAGGGAAAUCAACUGUUAUCCAACUAAUAAUGAGGCUAUAUGAUCCUUUGAGUGGAGCAGUGCUAAUUGAUGAUUUAGAUAUUAAAUCCUAUAACCUUAAGCAUUUAAGAAGGCAGAUAGGAUAUGUUGGCCAAGAGCCAGUGCUCUUUACUGGAUCUAUUUCAGAAAAUAUUUCUUAUGGUAUAAAAUCUGAACAAAAUCAAGUCGAAGAAGCUGCAAAAAAAGCACAGGCCAUCGAAUUUAUUAACGAUCCUAAAUAUCCUGAAGCAUUUGCUCGUCAAGUAGGAUUGAAAGGAAGUAUGCUAAGCGGGGGGCAAAAACAACGUAUUGUUAUUGCAAGAGCUAUUAUAAGAGAUCCUAAGAUUUUAAUAUUUGAUGAAGCAACAAGUGCGCUUGACCCUAAAACUGAAGAUGCACUUCUUUCCACAAUUAAAGAAGUGAUGGCUGGAAAAACUUGCAUAAUGAUUGCCCAUCGUCUUAAAACAAUAUCUGAAGCUCAUCAAGUUAUGGUACUAGAAAGUGGAAAGAUCCUGGAAAUAGGAGCCAGAAAAGAUUUGAUGACUAAAGGAGGCUACUUCUAUAAUAUGAUUAGCAAUCUUUAA